Messenger RNA from Haliaeetus leucocephalus (bald eagle), 2350 nucleotides. RefSeq names its product sorting nexin 4 (gene SNX4). The transcript has 13 exons. NCBI's taxonomy places the organism in Eukaryota, Metazoa, Chordata, Aves, Accipitriformes, Accipitridae. The record is from RefSeq and is a predicted model, not a curated record. Gene Ontology annotation, molecular function: phosphatidylinositol binding. Gene Ontology annotation, biological process: protein transport. Bases 1 to 1209 code for a protein of 402 amino acids.
AUGGAAGACUGUUUGGCAAAAAAAAUGGAAAUCACUGUUUCGGAAGCUGAAAAACGGACUGGGAGAAAUGCCAUGAACAUACAAGAAACAUACACUGCUUACCUCAUUGAGACAAGAGCUGUUGAGUCCCAGAGUGAGGGACAGUGUGCCCCAGUGGACUCCUUAUGGCGACGUUACAGUGAAUUUGAGUUGUUGAGGAAUUAUUUGUCAGUUACCUAUCCACAUAUUGUUGUUCCACCUUUGCCAGAAAAAAGGGCUGACUUUGUUUGGCAUAAGCUAUCAGCAGAUAAUAUGGAUCCAGAUUUUGUGGAAAGAAGAAGAAUCGGUUUGGAAAACUUCUUGUUACGUGUGGCUUCACAUCCUGUUCUUUGCCAAGACAAAAUCUUUUAUUCAUUUUUAACGCAGGAGGGUGGAUGGAAGGAAAUGGUGAAUGAGACUGGAUUUCAGCUAAAGGCAGAUUCCAGAUUAAAAGCUCUUAAUGCAACAUUCAGAGUGAAAAACCCAGACAAGAGAUUUACUGAGCUAAAACACUAUAGCGAUGAACUGCAGUCUGUCAUAUCACACCUUCUGCGAGUCAGAGCUAGGGUAGCAGACCGGCUAUAUGGUGUCUAUAAAGUCCAUGGCAACUAUGGAAGAGUAUUCAGUGAGUGGAGUGCAAUAGAAAAGGAGAUGGGGGAUGGGUUGCAGAGUGCUGGCCACCACAUGGAUGUAUAUGCAGCUUCUAUUGAUGACAUACUGGAAGAAGAGGAACAUUAUGCAGAUCAGCUGAAAGAAUAUCUCUUCUAUGCAGAAGCACUACGGGCAGUUUGCAGGAAACAUGAACUAAUGCAAUAUGACUUGGAAAUGGCUGCACAGGACCUAACAUCUAAGAAACAGCAGUGUGAGGAGCUGGCAACAGGAACUGUGAGAACAUUCUCCCUGAAAGGGAUGACCAGCAAGCUCUUUGGGCAGGAAACCCCUGAGCAGAGGGAAGCCAAGAUAAAGGUUCUAGAAGAGCAGAUACAGGAAGGAGAAGAACAACUUAAGUCUAAAAAUCUGGAGGGCAGAGACUUUGUGAAAAGUGCCUGGGCUGACAUUGAACGGUUUAAAGAGCAAAAGAAUCACGAUUUGAAGGAGGCGCUUAUAAGCUAUGCUGUUAUGCAGAUUAGCAUGUGCAAAAAGGGAAUUCAAGUUUGGACAAAUGCAAAGGAAUGCUUCAGCAAGAUGUGAUUAUCUGGAAAUGAAUUCCUCCUCCAAGUGCCCGAGAACGGAAGCACAAAUGUAUAACACCAAUGUUAAGUUGCUACAUGACUUACAUAUAAAUCAUGAAAUAAAUGAGUUGAGUGAAUAGUUUUUCUUUCUGCUGAUUGUAAUUGUUAAUAAAGGACAAAAAGGACAUGUUAUUAAAUGUUUAGCCCCAACUGCCACUUCUGUGGCAUGUUUUAUAUGAGGUAGCAAAUAAUUCAGGGGUAAAAGAGUUACUGAAAACUACAGCUCUGUAUUGGGGCAAAGGUAUAGGGAAAGUUAUCCCAGAAAGUAUGAACUGAACUGUUCUGAGACUUGUGAAACACCAUGCUCUGUAAUGUGUAGAUCACUUCCAGAUGCCCUUCUUUUCAGUCCUUGCUGUUUAGAAUUUUUAAUGCUCAAGGGUGCUUUGGUUUUAUAAUGGGACACACAGUUGUGUUCUUGAGGUCUACACUGUAAGAGGACAAAAAAUGAAAUACUGUAACGCCUAGGGUUCAUAUUUAAAUGCCUUUGCCUGUCCAUAGGGAAAUGUGUUUUUCCAGAGUUCAGGUUAAGCAGUCUCAAGCUCCUGAGAUGUUUGAAACUCUACAGUAGAGGUGUUGUAUAAUGGUUUGAUACAAUAUUCUGCAUUUACUGGUUCCCACUUAAGUUUUGAUAUGGGCAUUGAUUUCUUAUCAAACUUCUUCCUGCAAGUAAAGGAGACUGGUGAUCCAGCUGAGCAGCAAAACCAAAGUCAAAGCUGGUAAGAAGCAGAUGCAACUUCUGUUUGGUUGUUUGGAACCUGUUUACGCUAGAUGUGAAUCUGGCCUGUGGUACCUCUUCUUGUAACUGAAGCAGUUUAGUUCUUGAAAGAAUAGUUCUUAAUGAAGAUGCUGAAAUAAAAAACCUCGUGCAACUUCUGUAGUACUUAACAGCAGUGAUGUGCAGAAUCCACAAUGAACCAAGGUGUGUAUUUGGCUCUUGUAAUGAUGUUUCAGUGUGUGUGUGUGUGUAUAUAUAUAUGUGCAUAUAUAUACACCAGGGUAACAUGAUUUGUAGUUACAGAUACUUACAUUAAAUGUUUCCAGUUAUGAAAAACCCUUAACCACUGUCUAAUAUUGGGCUUUUUCUACAUACUUAAUUAAAG